Molecule: messenger RNA, 576 nt
Organism: Trypanosoma cruzi
Lineage: Eukaryota; Euglenozoa; Kinetoplastea; Trypanosomatida; Trypanosomatidae
Product: mucin TcMUCII, putative
Exons: 1
Coding region: 1-576 (191 amino acids)
Source: RefSeq, a predicted model, not a curated record
AUGAUGACGUGCCGUCUGCUGUGCGCCCUGUUGGUGCUUGCCCUGUGCUGCUGCCCGUCCUUAUGCGCGGCUGAUUCACCGGAGAAGCCUUCCGUUUCCGAAGUUCAAGUUGAUGGUAAAGGCACCGGUCAAUUGCCCCAUACACCUGGAGAAACACCAACCACGAUCGUCGGUUCGGCAGUUCCGGGGCCGGUUGAACGGGGAAGCGAAGCCGGAAAUGGUGGAGUCGCGACCGAUACACAACUGCAACCAAAUGCUGCUCCCAAUAAUUUACAAGGAGAAGGUACGGAUGAUAAUAAAAAGAAAGAAAUUGGCACGAGUUCGUCCGCAGAACAAGGAAAUAAGAGUGAAGAAGAUUCCGCCCAGAAGACCACGACGACCACGACUACACAGGCACCAACCACGACCACAACGACCACCACAACGACGACCACGACUACAGAGGCGCCAACCACGACGAGCACCCGCGCACCGUCACGUCUCCGCGAAAUCGACGGCAGCCUCAGCAGCUCUGCGUGGGUGUGUGCCCCGCUGCUGCUUGCCGUAUCCGCGCUGGCGUACACCACUCUGGGCUGA